UGGCUGAUGUUUUUAUCCUCGGCUCUGUGCUGCUGCAUGGCUGAAGGUGAAGUGUGUUUCAGUCUCCCAGUCCAACAUGUCAUCCAGUGGACUUUUAACCAUGCGCGCUCAGAUGUGUAAACGCCUGGCUCACAAGUACCUGUCUAGAACCUACUCGUCUCGCCCUUCUCUCAAUGAAGUCGUCAUUGUCAGUGCAGUCCGCACUCCAAUGGGCUCCUUCAAAGGCAGCCUGGCAGCGGUACCAGCCACCAGACUGGGCUCCAUCGCCAUUAAAGGAGCCGUCGACAAAGCAGGAAUCGCUCCUGAAGAGGUGAAGGAAGUCUACAUGGGCAAUGUUCUUCAGGCAGGUGAAGGACAGGCCCCCACAAGACAAGCCUUGCUUGGGGCAGGACUGACCCUCGGUACUCCAGCAACAACCAUCAACAAAGUCUGUGCCUCCGGGAUGAAGUCCAUCAUGUUGGCAGCUCAGAGUCUAAUGUGUGGACACCAGGAUGUGAUGGUGGCUGGCGGCAUGGAGAGCAUGUCCAACGUUCCCUAUGUGAUGUCCAGAGACACUCCGUCCUACGGAGGAGUGAAGAUGGAGGACCUCAUCGUCAAGGACGGACUCACUGACGUCUACAACAAAUUCCACAUGGGCAACUGUGCAGAAAACACAGCGAAGAACAGCAGCAUCAGCAGAGAGGAGCAGGACGCCUACGCCAUCGCUUCCUACAGCCGCAGCAAAGCAGCGUACGAGUCGGGUGUCCUGGCCAAGGAGAUCGUACCCGUCAGUGUUCCUCAGAGAGGAAAACCUGAUGUGGUGGUAUCUGAGGACGAGGAGUGGAGGAGGGUCGACUUCAGCAAAGUUCCCAAACUGAAGGCAGUGUUCCAGAGAGAGAACGGCACAGUGACGGCAGCCAAUGCCAGCACACUGAACGACGGAGCUGCUGCUCUGGUUUUAAUGACGGCAGAUGCGGCAAAGAGACUCAACGUCACUCCACUGGCCAGGAUCGUCUCUUUUGCUGAUGCUGCUGUUGCACCCAUUGAUUUCCCCAUUGCUCCUGCAUUCUCUGUCCCAAAGGCCCUUGACGCAGCAGGGCUGAAGAAGGAGGACAUCUCCAUGUGGGAGAUCAACGAGGCCUUCAGCGUGGUCGUGUUGGCCAACAUCAAGAUGUUGGACAUCGACCCCACAAAAGUCAACGUCAACGGGGGAGCCGUGUCUCUGGGACACCCCAUCGGGAUGUCCGGGGCGAGAAUCGUGGGCCACAUGGUGCACAACCUGAAGUCAGGCCAGUACGGGCUCGCCGGCAUCUGCAACGGAGGCGGAGGAGCUUCAUCCAUUAUAAUCCAGAAGAUCUAGGAAGCUUUUCUCUCUGUUAAACUGUGUUCACUGACUGUUGAUUCCUAAUAGGUAAAGCGUCUGUAAACUCCCUUUUUACUGUGAAGAAUGCUGUUACAGCUUUACCGCCCGUGGCCUUACUCACAGCAGAGUAGGACCACAGGACAUCAUGACUCCAGUGUUUCAAACACUCCUUUGUUCCAUGAAACAUAUCGGGCAAAAAAUAGAUUCAUAUUUAAUUCUGGAUUGAAAUGUUUCAUUAAAUAGUUUGUAUGAA
Messenger RNA from Centropristis striata (black sea bass), 1595 nucleotides. RefSeq names its product acetyl-CoA acetyltransferase 1 (gene acat1). The record is from RefSeq and is a predicted model, not a curated record. Gene Ontology annotation, molecular function: acetyl-CoA C-acetyltransferase activity. Lineage: Eukaryota; Metazoa; Chordata; Actinopteri; Perciformes; Serranidae. The coding region runs from base 77 to 1339 and encodes 420 amino acids. Gene Ontology annotation, biological process: fatty acid beta-oxidation. The transcript is spliced from 12 exons.